AUAGCUUUUGUUUGCCGCCCACUCCCGAACCCGACCUAACCUCACCUCUCACCACCUCAUCUGUACGGUAAUCCUCCCCUUCUGCCUCCCCCUUCUACCCCCCCUAAUCCAAUAAUUCUUCAUCAACGUUUGCACCGUAUCAAAUACCGGUAUAAACACCCUCAACUCCCUUCACUAAUAUUCACCGGAAGUGGACACAGACUCCAGUGGCGGUCACCUCUCUCUCCGAAAUCCAAAACGACUGGCUGCCUUCUAAUCCAAUCAGUCCACAGCAAGAGCCAGCCAAAGCCAUUGGACCAGCGCAUCGGGCUCCAGCAGCCACUAGUAAGGCAGAGUUUGUCCAGAAGAAAAAUAAAAUAAAGAGAUAAAAAAAAAAAAAAAAAAGCCGUUCAAUCAGCCAAGCUCGCACACUGACGUGGGGCUUUCACUCUCUUAUUUUUCAUUCUUCGUUCUGGUCAUUCCCUAGUUGGACGAAAACAUUCGCUCACCAUUAAUAACAAUCCUCCCCGCUGGCCCUAAAAACCCCGCAACAUAAACCCUUCCCGGAACAAAACACAGGACCUACCUCUCAACUCGAAGAACAUUGUUAUUUUUGGCCAGCGAUGAACUCGCCAAAGUCGGAUACUAGCCUGCACAAUAUAGUCGACAAGAUCGGGGAUGUGUCUAUCUCUGGGGAAGCGAAUAGGAUCGUUGUUGGUGUGGACUUUGGAACAACUUAUAGCGGGUGAGUGUCUUUUGUACAAUCCUCUCCACUUCCCUAUUCUCCCUCUCUCUGAUGCGUGCGAUCGGUGGGAGUGGGGAGAGGCGGAUACAGCAGCGGGGAACUAACAUACACUGCCAACACUUAGGGUAGCCUGGGGUUAUACUGGAUCGCCGAGCGAGAUACACGUUAUUCAGGUUCAUACACCAUUUUUAACCAUAUGCUCCGGUUCUGACCUAAGAAAUCUUCAAAUUAGAGUUGGCCCGGCGGAAUGAACCUAACUUCCCCGAAAGUCCCAUCGAAAAUUGCGUACGAAAAGGACGGCAUAAAAUGGGGGUUUCAAGUGAAGCCUUUCCAAAAUUGCAUCGAGUGUUUCAAACUAUGCCUGGACCCUAACUUGCGUCCUCCGGACUUCGUCUCUUUGCCCAACAUUUAUGCGCAGCUCAGACAGCAUGACAAACUCGUGCAGGAUGUUGUUAGGGAUUACUUGCAGAUGCUAUACGAUCACACGAUCACUACGCUGACACGAGCGCUCGGAAGCACGUUUGUGGAUAACACUAGGAUCGAGUUUAUUCUUACAUGCCCGGCGGUGUGGAGUGACCGGUCGAAAAAUGCGACACUCCAGGCGGCGGAGGGGACGGGCAUGGCCAAGUCGUGCAAGAUUAGAUUAAUCUCGGAACCGGAAGCUGCGGCUAUAUACACACUAAAGACCAUGCAGCCUAAGAAUCUGCAGGUGGGUUUGGCAUUGAUUGUGGGGUAUGGGGAGUUGUUGCUGAUUGGAGGGCUUGUAUAGGUUACGGAUGAUUCUUGUUUUGUGGUUUGUGACGCUGGGGGUGGGACUGUGGUAUGUCGCGUCUCUCCAUUUGAUGAAGUAAAACUUACCUUUCAAAGGAUUUGAUAUCGUAUGAAAUCCUCCAGACAGACCCACUGCAGGUUAAAGAGAGUGUCACUGGGACAGGUCUGUUUUGUUGUUCCCAUCGGCUGAGGGAAUGCUGACGUAGCAAAGGGGAGCUAUGUGGCUCUGCAUUCUUGAACCGCCGGUUCGAGAGUUUCGUUAAGGAACGACUGGGUUCUACAGCAUACUAUGCCAUGAAAGAGAAGACAAAGAUUGCUGCUCUAAAAUCAUGGGAGGAGUAUGUAAAGAGGGUGUUUGUUGAUGGAGAAGACCAGGAUGUGGGGUACACCCGAGGCUCUAGGUUCUGAUGGGUCACUGACUAGUUGUAGGUAUUCCCAAUUCAAUUUCCGGGAUUACCAGACGACGAAGCUCGAGGUAUUGAUUGCGGGUUUAUGACAGUCACUAGGUAAGGAUGUGGCUAGUGAAGCAGGUUGAAUAUUGCUGAUCCUUGAAUUAGGGAGGAAGUCCAAGCUAUAUUUGAGCCUGUCAUUCAGGAGGUUGUGAGAUUGGUUGACGGCCAGAUCACCGCUGUGCAGUCUAAAGGGCGACAAGUAAAGGUAUUUGGACCAAAUCGAUGUUUAUGUGGCCUUACACUAAUAUCCCCUGGAAGAGCAUUCUGCUUGUCGGCGGGUUCGGUUCUUCGGAGUACCUUUUCAUGCGCCUGAAAAAUAAGUAUGCCGACAUCUUAUCAACAAAGGACAACCCCGAUGUGGUGCUUCAACCCGUCGACUCGUGGACUGCAGUGGUUCGUGGUGCGGUUAUCCGUGGAAUGGAGACAAUUGUGCAAACCCGUAAAUCACGAUAUCACUAUGGUGUGAAGUACUGGGAGUAUUUUGAUGAAAACAUCCACUCCGAAGAACACAAAUACUGGGAUACUACACGGGAGAAGUGGCUCGCCGAGAACCAGAUUAAGUGGUACAUUGCAAAGGUUUGUUGCGUUUAUCUAGAUUUAACGGUUGUGUGACUAAUAUCUUGCAGGGGACGGAAAUGUCUGAAGACGAGAGUAUAUCUUUCCCAUUCUAUAUUACCUUUGAAGACCAUCACAGCAGGGUGCUCGUGGACGAACUGGUUUGCUGUCAGGAGACGUUCCCGCCAAAAUCCAUAGAUUCCAGUAACUUCCCCUCUCAAAAUCUCCUAUUGUAUCGCCUGCUAAUAUUCACCCAGCCGUCACAACCGUCUGCAAACUCCGAUCAGAUCUAACCACCGUGCCCAAGUCCCUCUAUACAAAGGGCCGCAACAGUAAGGAUGUGGAAUACGAAGGGCUACAUUUUACAAUGGAAAUGUCAGUCCUUAGUGCGGCCCUUCUUUUCGAGUUGAGAGUUGAUGGCGUCCGGUGAGUUACCUCUGUUCCUAAUUGAAAGUUUUCGCUCACUGACUAGCUACUACCCGUCACAGCUAUGGUGAGGUUACCGCCGACUUUGCCACGUAAUGCUCACCGAUUUUGUGAUGGACUGGUUGUGGUAUAGAGCUGAGGGGGGGGGGGGGACGCGGUGCUUGUCGACCAUGCGGUGUUCUUUUUGGUCUAUCCUUCCCUCCUCCCUGUUUUCCUUUUCCCGUGUCUUUGAAUCUGGUUUUAAGAUUCCUAUUUGUGGAGGUAAUUGUUUUUCAUGCGAUUUCUGGGGAGAUGGGGUGGGAGCUUGAUUACUGCAUUAGGGCUGUUGGUUGGGUGGGUGUUCUCUGAGUGGCAGGUUUGCUGUAAUUUGCUCGUACGUUGGUGAAGUUCCGGGCGGAGGAUAUCGUGAAUUUAUGAACUACUGGCC
Tuber aestivum (summer truffle) is the source of this 3355-nucleotide messenger RNA. The record is from the annotation of a GenBank genome assembly. Lineage: Eukaryota; Fungi; Ascomycota; Pezizomycetes; Pezizales; Tuberaceae.